This is a messenger RNA of Calidris pugnax (ruff), 3325 nucleotides long. It is a transcript of the gene C1QTNF2, whose product is annotated as C1q and tumor necrosis factor related protein 2. Gene Ontology annotation, molecular function: protein binding. The record is from RefSeq and is a predicted model, not a curated record. Lineage: Eukaryota; Metazoa; Chordata; Aves; Charadriiformes; Scolopacidae. The coding region runs from base 225 to 1079 and encodes 284 amino acids. The transcript has 3 exons.
GAGCUGCUGCAGGAAGCAAGCAAUCUGCACAAAACGGAUUAAAAUGUUAAUAGAAAAUAAAGACUGAAGUCAGUAUCGUACACCCCUCCGAAGGACGCCGCUGCAGCAGGACGGGGCUCGGGCUCUGCCCGUGACACUCAUCGGCAGCAAAACAUCCGCCUGAAGUCCUGUAGCUUUCCAGAGCCUGUCAAGAUCUCACUGAAGAGAUUAGUCGUGGCUGAGCCAUGAUCUCUGCUGUCCUCCUGCUCUGGACUGUGCCCUGUGUGGCAAACCAUAUCCUGGGGGGCUUUGCCAAGGGACCGCAGCAGGAAGGUCCCCAGCUGGCAUGCAGCCUGCCGGGACCCCCCGGGCCACCAGGACCCCCCGGCUCACCCGGGGCUCCAGGGACGGUCGGCAGGAUGGGAUUCCCAGGCAAAGAUGGCAAGGAUGGCAAGGACGGGGAUAAAGGCGAGCACGGAGAUGAAGGUCCACAAGGCAGAACAGGAAACCCUGGCAAGCCAGGACCAAAGGGGAAAGCGGGAGCUAUUGGCAAGGCAGGCCCACGAGGACCCAAGGGUUUAAAGGGUAAUCCUGGAAAAAAUGGAGCACCAGGAAAGAAAGGGCCCAAAGGGAACAAGGGCGAGACCGGGCUGCCAGGACCCUGCACCUGUAAUUCCAACAAAGCCAAAUCUGCCUUCUCUGUGGCAGUCUCAAAGAGCUACCCCAGGGAAAGGCUGCCCAUCAAAUUUGACAGGAUCCUGAUGAAUGAAGGAGGACAUUACAAUGCUUCCAGUGGGAAAUUUAUAUGCAGCAUCCCAGGCAUUUACUACUUCACUUAUGAUAUCACUUUGGCCAACAAACAUUUGGCCAUUGGCUUGGUCCACAAUGGGCAGUACCGGAUCAAGACUUUUGAUGCCAACACUGGAAACCAUGACGUAGCCUCUGGAUCAACCAUCCUUUCUCUGAAGCAGGAGGAUGAGGUAUGGCUGCAGAUCUUUUACUCAGAACAAAAUGGGCUCUUUUAUGAUCCCUACUGGACAGACAGCUUAUUUACUGGCUUCCUGAUAUACCCUGAUCAAGAUUAUCUCAACGAAAUAUAGGAUGAGAAACUAGCCUGUGGGGAAAAAAUAGGAAACGCAUGAGACCUCAGUCCAGCAAAGUGUAGCCUGUACAUGGACAUGUGUGGGAUUAUCAUACAAUUCCACAUUUUAGCACGAUCAGCCUUUAUUGGCUAUUUAGGUAUUUACUUGAUGCCACCAACUCAUCCACAGGCUAUCAGGACCAGUAGGACUCACCUUUAAGCAGCUUCAUGAAUCUCUAAAUCUCAGAACCACCCAUUAUGUUUUCCAUCAUUAUUCCAACAUGCCAUGGACAUGUAACUUUAAUACUGGUGCAGAAUGCUUUGAUUAUUAUAUUAUAAAACAUGGAAACCAACAACCAUUUCCUGAAAGCUGUGCUCAGAAAUUCCCACUGAUGCUGGAGACUCUCUCACUGUGCCUCCUCCUCCCACACCCUAUAGUAAUAAUAAUCCUUGUCGAUACAGAGUUACACUUCACCAGCUACUUAAGAGUUAGGAAAUUGUCAGCUACUUGGCCUUAUCAAAGCAGCACUAAUAGGCAAAGGCAUCUGGUCUAAAUAGAGAAUGACACAAAAGAGAGAUCUCAUUUUGCAGGCUAAAGCCAAGACUCUUCCUAAGACACAAGCCAUUGCGCUGAGCACCACCCGCAUUUCUCAGAUUUCAGCCUCAAAACAACCAGCGUUGGGGUCCCACUCCUGGUUUCAGACAAGCAUUGGUCAACUGUGACCAGAGCCUAAACUGGACCAUGCAAGCCAAAUACCCAUGGGCCUCCAAGCCACAGGGGAGGAGGAACUUUACAGAGAAGACUGAACUGUCAAAGUCAGCAUGAACUUCACUCCAGAAACACAUUCAUUAAUAGCCCCUUCCUUCAUCCCUGCCAGUUUUUCCUGGAAGGAGAUACUUGUGGUGCUGCUGAGAUCCUCCUCAAGGGCUUAAUGCUACAGCAAGACCCUAUCUUACUGCUGCUUUACUUUUUCUAUGUUGUACUUCAAGUAUUACAAAUGCUCCAAAACCAAUGUUUUGGCUCUAAACUGUAUGAAAAAAAAAAACCUAAAACAAAACCAAAAAAACCCCAGGAAACUCAAAAGCUGAACUUUUGCUCAGCUGAGCUUUCUGCUUCUGCUAAGCUGAGCAUUGCAAUUCUUAUUCCUCCUCUGUAUCAGCUAACACAGGGACAUGCACCAAAAUGGUUCACUAUUACCAGAGCAGAGUUCUCCUGCUACAAAGCCACUGGGUCAGGCCACCUUGCCCCAGGGUGUCCAACACUCCUGUAACACAGGGGUCCCCAUAUCAGUAGCCCAAAGGAAGGAGUCUCUUCCUCAUCAUCUGGUGUAUCUUCUUGUUUUCCAGUCUUAUUUCUCAUCUCCUUUAUCAUCUGGUAAAAACUCUCAUGAACUUCCAGCUCCUCUAAUCAUCAUAUUUAGGCAUUGAAGGGAUAUCCCAUAAGAACAAAGGUUUUCAGGUUGUUGUUUUUUUUACUUUUACAAGUCAAAAUAUUUGCAUGAUUUUCAUGAACUACAUUAAUUGCGUUAUAUCUUACCAAAAUAUUUUCAAGUACGUUAUUUUAUAAAAUAAAGCUGAACAAAAGCACUGCUGGAAUAGCAUUGACAUUUAUAAAAGUGGCUUCCCAGAAAGUAUUGCAAAACCGUGUUACAGAUUCCACAGACGCUGUUGGGUUUAGCAAUGGAUUUUGUAGGGGCUGGUGCAACAGGAAUAUUUUCCCCCCUCCCAGCCCAGCAAGGUGGGGAAUGCACAGAGUUUUCUGCUCUCUGUGGAAGGAAACCUGAAAGGUGGAAGAAUAAGAUCUGUCUGUUCCCCUGAAGCUGCUCACCCAGGUGGCAGGUGUCCUUUUCUUGGCAGUGGUUGCUCAGAUAAUACAUUUCUCUUUCCAAAGCUCCCUCAUUUAGGGUGUCCUGGGGUGCAGGCAGCUUCCCAAAGGCAGCAGCAAUUCAAGAAUGGCAUUUCUCCCUCAAUGCCCAGCCCCAGACUCCCACCUGGACAGCCCAGCAGGGAAAAUGACUGCUUUUGGGCUGAGCUGAGGCACAUGCAGGUCUCUGCCCCGACACAGGUUCCCCCGCAACAGCACGAGCUCGGGGCAGCUUGAGGGAGGUGGUGGGACAUGAGAGGAUGUUACCCCGACAGACCACCACCCAGCCGUGCUGCACCCAAAAGGGAAAUUACAUACUAUGUUUUUAAUUAAUCCAGCAGUGCCCACAGCCCACUGCUGCCAAAAGACACUGUUUCCCUCCUCAGCACUUUCCCCUUCAU